AUGGAGCUCAAUGAAGCCGUGAAGGUCCUUGUUCGACUAGCACAGUCAGAAGUAUUCGCUCAAGAUAUCGCAGCAGUGUCCAAGGACGGUCAAGUGGGACCGAAAUCAGCUCUGAAACAUCACACUCCAAUUAUCGUCGAUGGGAUCCUCAGAAUUCGUGGCCGACUUCGACAUGCGGUCAUAUCUCUAGAUCGGAAACAUCCAAUGAUUCUGCCUGCGCGACAUCCCAUCACGAAAUCAAUACUUAACUACUAUCACCUAAAGAAUUUACACGCCGGACCACAACUGCUUGUAGCGUGCGUUCGGGAAAAAUUCUGGCCACUUCGCAUCCGCGAUUUGGCACGAAGCGUAGUGCAUUCCUGCAUAAGCUGCUUUCGUUGCCGUCCUCGAAACCUCGAGCAACUCAUGGGAGAUCUACCUCCAGACAGAGUUACCCCAACGUUGCCCUUUCUUAACACUGGAGUAGAUCUCUGUGGACCAUUUCUAUAUCGUAGCAGCAAAAGAGCGACUGCUAUAAAGUGCUACGUAGCAAUCUUCGUGUGCUUUGUCACAAAGGCAGUUCAUAUAGAGCUUGUCUACGACCUCUCCACUGCGUCGUUCAUAGCAGCAUUGCAUCGGUUCAUCGCUCGCAGAGGGAAGCCAAAUCAAAUAGAGUGCGACAACGCCAAAAACUUCGUGGGAACUUCAAGAGAACUGGGAGAGCUCGCCAAGCAGUUUCGUUCACAGCAGCAUCAAGAUGAAGUAAUCAACCGCUGUGCAGAUAACGGAAUAUCCUUCAAAUUCAUCCCGCCACGCAGCCCAAACUUCGGUGGCCUUUGGGAGGCGGCGGUUAAAUCGUUCAAACAGCACUUCCGUCGUACCGUUGGAAACUCUGUACUAUCACAGGAUGAGUUUGUGACACUUCUGGCCCGCAUCGAAGCUUGUUUAAACUCAAGGCCGCUCACACCACUCACAGCUGAUCCAAAUGAUCUGGAGGUAUUAACACCGGGUCACUUUCUCGUAUUUCGUCCACUGACAUGCUUUCCCGAACCUGACCUCUCCGGUGUCCCGCAAGGCCGACUUAGCCGUUGGCAAGAAAAUCAGCAACUCCUUCGGCGACUCUGGAAGCAGUGGACAAAGGACUAUCUUUCUGGACUCCACCCCCGAACCAAGUGGACGCGCAUCAGAGAUAACAUCUCCAUCGGCACGAUGGUUCUUCUAAAGGAGGAUAACCUCCCGCCUCUAAAAUGGAAGUACGGUAGAAUCACCAACAUCAUUCGUGGAGACGAUGACAACAUCCGCGUAGUCGACGUACGGACCGUAGAUGGAGAAUAUCGGCGUGCAAUCUCGAAAAUAUGCGUCCUUCCUACUCGUCAACCCACAACCGAGUCAGCUGGCGCUGCCAGUAUCAACCCAGAUGACCUCUAA
Messenger RNA from Topomyia yanbarensis, 1407 nucleotides. RefSeq lists its product as uncharacterized. The record is from RefSeq and is a predicted model, not a curated record. Gene Ontology annotation, molecular function: nucleic acid binding. The transcript has a single exon. Gene Ontology annotation, biological process: DNA integration. Lineage: Eukaryota; Metazoa; Arthropoda; Insecta; Diptera; Culicidae. The coding region runs from base 1 to 1407 and encodes 468 amino acids.